Trichosurus vulpecula (common brushtail) is the source of this 1322-nucleotide messenger RNA. RefSeq names its product proline rich 13 (gene PRR13). The coding region runs from base 351 to 797 and encodes 148 amino acids. The transcript is spliced from 4 exons. NCBI's taxonomy places the organism in Eukaryota, Metazoa, Chordata, Mammalia, Diprotodontia, Phalangeridae. The record is from RefSeq and is a predicted model, not a curated record. Gene Ontology annotation, cellular component: nucleoplasm.
GGAUCUAGGUGAAGGGGUGUGCACAUGGGCGGGGCUUGGGGUGGGUGGGCCCCUGGCCCCGCCCGGAGGAAGAGAGACCCCACCCGAGCCUCCCCGAGCUCGCUCGGGGCUCGGGUUGACACGGCCCACUCCAGCGACCGUUUCCCCGGGUCCGGCACGCCCCCCAGAGAUCGACGGGGAGGCAGUCCAAUGACAAGGCGAGGGCUGGACAGGGUGGCAAAUCAGGCCGCAGCGGAGGCGGAGCCAGCGGAGGGAGGUGGGGACCAGGAAGCAGGCGCCGGGAGGUGAAGGGGAGGAGAAGGGAGGACUUUGGCUCCUGCGGAGGCGAAGAGGGAACACAGCAGUGGAGCAUGUGGAACCCCAAUGCAGGACAGCCAGGGGUUUACCCUCCUGGGGGUCCGAUGCCCCCUUCGACUUCUGGGUACCCUGGGGUUACCAACCCCAUCAACCCACCAUCAGUCAAUCCUGCAUACCCUCCAGGCACCUAUCCUGCCCCCCCUGGGUGUUUGCCAGAGAAUCCAGCUUACCCUCCUGGUAAUGCUCUUGGCCCUGGGCCGCAGCCAGGAUACCCAGGCUGCCCACCCCCAGGUCCCUGCCCACCUCCAGGUCACUGCCCACCUCCAGGUUACUACCCACCUCCUGGCCCUUGUGUGCCUCCUGGGGUAGUGGGGCCAGGUAUGAUGAUGGAUAAGAAGAUGAGGAAGAAGAUGAAGAAGGCGCAUAAGAAAAUGCAUAAACAUCACAAACAUGGCAAGCAUUCUUCUUCCUCCUCCUCUUCCAGCAGUGACUCUGACUGAAUCCUGGGCCCUCCUCCCCCCAAGUCACACCACCCCAGUUCUCCCAUCAAGCCUUGGACUCAGCCUCAGCCCAACCUCAUUCACCUCCUUGCCCAAACUGGCUGGUGAUGGCGAGGAAAGGAUCUCUAUUGGCCUGAGGGGGGAGGGGCACUCCUUUCUGAAGAUGUAUGUCCUUUGAGCCAAAUGCUGAAGAACAUUUUAGGAUCUGGAAAAAUGUGAUUUUAAAAAAUUUAUUUUAUAAUUUGUGCGGGAGAAGGGGAAGAAGGGAUGUGUGGUAUUACCAUGGAAGUUGAUCUGGGUAUGGUAGUCUUAGGAUCAUGGGAUGUGGGAACUACAUUUCCCAGCAGACUGUGUAGUCUACUCAGCCCAUUGCCUUCUGGGAAAGAGAGUUCUUUUGAAUAGGAUGAUGGGGGUGCCAUUUUGGAACCUCAUUUCUUGGUGAGCUCUUUUCAUCCCAAUCAUUCUUGGGUCUUACCCUGUUUCUCUCACUGUGCUUCCCAAUAAAGCUGUUUAUCCCAGUCUCUA